AUCAUUCAGCUUUUGCAUUUUCAUUGAAGCGGCUGCAUUCUAAAGUGCCAAACAAAAGAGUAAACGCAGAUAAGUGAAACUUAUUUACGAACCGAUUUGUUUCUGCACAUGUUUCAAAUUGUGUGAUGCCAGUACGUUCUGCUAAUCCGAUACGCGCUAGAAGUUUGAUCCGAGACAAUUUGGAGAAACAGGCUGGUUGUCUAAAUCUAAUACACUCCAGAAUGCCAAACAUUAAAGUGUUUUCGGGCACCUCGCAUCCGGAUUUGGCGCAGCGUAUUGUUGAUCGUCUUGGCAUCGACCUGGGCAAGGUGGUCACCAAGAAGUUUAGCAAUUUGGAAACAUGUGUGGAAAUCGGCGAAUCGGUGCGUGGCGAAGAUGUUUACAUUGUGCAGUCUGGUUCCGGGGAGAUCAAUGAUAAUUUAAUGGAGCUGCUGAUUAUGAUCAAUGCGUGCAAAAUAGCAUCCGCAUCUCGUGUUACAGCUGUGAUUCCUUGCUUUCCAUAUGCCCGCCAAGACAAAAAAGAUAAGUUGCCGGGCGGUGAGGAGAAAGAUGAAAACAAAGCAAAGCUUGCCAAGAAAAACUACGAUUGGAAAUUUAGGAGCCGUGCGCCCAUCUCGGCGAAAUUGGUCGCGAAUAUGCUAUCGGUGGCCGGAGCGGAUCACAUUAUAACCAUGGAUCUGCACGCCUCACAGAUUCAGGGCUUCUUCGAUAUACCAGUCGAUAAUCUCUAUGCCGAGCCGGCGGUACUCAAAUGGAUCAAAGAGAACAUUCCCGAAUGGAAAAAUUCGAUCAUUGUAUCGCCAGAUGCAGGCGGCGCCAAGCGUGUUACCUCGAUAGCGGAUCGCUUGAAUGUGGAAUUCGCGCUGAUACACAAGGAACGCAAGAAGGCCAAUGAGGUCGCUUCGAUGGUGCUUGUGGGUGAUGUUAAGGAUAAGAUUGCCAUAUUGGUCGAUGAUAUGGCCGAUACAUGCGGCACUAUAGUGCAUGCUGCCGAUCGUCUAGUGGAGGCGGGCGCCACUAAGGUCUAUGCCAUAUUGACGCAUGGCAUCUUCUCGGGUCCGGCGAUCUCGCGCAUCAAUAAUGCCUGCUUCGAGGCAGUGGUGGUGACCAAUACUAUACCACAGGAUGGACAUAUGCGUGACUGUCCCAAAAUACAGUGCAUUGAUGUGUCUAUGAUGUUCGCCGAGGCUGUUAGACGAACACACAAUGGCGAGAGCGUUUCGUAUCUCUUCUCAAAUGUUCCAUAUUAAGCGUUAAAUGCAGCAACAACAAUAACAACAACAAUCAUAACAACAAGAAGAAAAGCAACAACAACUACAAACCAAUUGCAAAUAAUCAAUAGAAAUUUACUUGAAAGCAUCUUUUUGCCAUUCAUUCAUCGUUAUAUAUAUAUUUUUAUUAACUAUUAACUAUGAGAUAAACAGCAAGAUGAAAGCGUCAUUAUGUAAUUAUAUAAAGUAGCAUAAAGUAUAUAACAACAAUUGCACACUUAAUUGCCUUCAAAA
Drosophila hydei is the source of this 1505-nucleotide messenger RNA. It is a transcript of the gene Prps, whose product is annotated as ribose-phosphate pyrophosphokinase 2. Gene Ontology annotation, molecular function: magnesium ion binding; ribose phosphate diphosphokinase activity. Gene Ontology annotation, cellular component: ribose phosphate diphosphokinase complex; cytoplasm. Lineage: Eukaryota; Metazoa; Arthropoda; Insecta; Diptera; Drosophilidae. Gene Ontology annotation, biological process: ribonucleoside monophosphate biosynthetic process; 5-phosphoribose 1-diphosphate biosynthetic process; purine nucleotide biosynthetic process. The transcript is spliced from 10 exons. The record is from RefSeq and is a predicted model, not a curated record. The coding region runs from base 126 to 1250 and encodes 374 amino acids.